This is a messenger RNA of Nyctereutes procyonoides (raccoon dog), 2747 nucleotides long. It is a transcript of the gene SLC22A6, whose product is annotated as solute carrier family 22 member 6. The record is from RefSeq and is a predicted model, not a curated record. The transcript has 10 exons. Gene Ontology annotation, cellular component: membrane. Gene Ontology annotation, biological process: transmembrane transport. Lineage: Eukaryota; Metazoa; Chordata; Mammalia; Carnivora; Canidae. The coding region runs from base 258 to 1994 and encodes 578 amino acids.
AGUACCCCACCCCCAAGUGAGGGGAGGCUCAAGGGAAAGGGAGGGACAGAAGACGGAGAGAGAGGGAAGGAGGGGCCGCCAGCCAGGCUCCUGUCCCCCCACAGAGCCAGCUCAGAUUCAGCUCUAGGAACAGCUCCGCAGCAGAAGCAACGGCGGCUCCUCUCCUCUUGCCGAGGACAGCAGGCGCACGGAGGCACAGACAGAGGUGCAAGGACUGGAAGUCCUCAGCCCCCAGCUGCUUGGCCGGCCGGGGCCCCAUGGCCUUCAACGACCUCCUGCAGCAGGUGGGGGGUGUCGGCCGCUUCCAGCAAAUCCAGGUCACUCUGGUGGUCCUCCCCCUGCUCCUGAUGGCUUCCCACAACACCCUGCAGAACUUCACGGCCGCCAUCCCCACCCACCACUGCCGCCCGCCCGCCAAUGCCAACCUCAGCACGGAUGGGGAGUUGGAGGCCUGGCUACCCCGGGACAGGCAGGGGCAGCCCGAGUCCUGCCUCCACUACACCAUCCCCCAACAGGGACCACCUUUUCCCAACGGCACAGACGCCAACAGCACAGGGGCCACGGAGCCCUGCACCAAUGGCUGGAUCUACGACAACAGCACCUUUCCUUCCACCAUCGUGACUGAGUGGGACCUCGUGUGUUCUAACAGGGCCUUACGCCAGCUGGCCCAGUCCUUGUACAUGGUAGGGGUGCUUCUCGGAGCCAUGGUGUUUGGGUACCUGGCAGACAGGCUGGGCCGCCGCAAGUUGCUGAUCCUGAACUACCUGCAGACAGCCGUGUCAGGAACCUGCGCAGCCUUCGCUCCCAACUUCCCCGUCUACUGUGCCUUCCGGCUCCUCUCUGGCAUGUCGCUGGCUGGCAUCGCCCUCAACUGCAUGACGCUGAAUAUGGAGUGGAUGCCCAUCCACACACGGGCUUGUGUGGGCACCCUGACUGGCUAUGUGUACAGCCUGGGCCAGUUUCUCCUGGCCGGUGUGGCCUUGGCCGUGCCCCACUGGCGCCACCUACAGCUCCUGGUCUCCGUGCCUUUUUUCGCCUUCUUCAUCUACUCCUGGCCCCUGGGAGCCCAUCACCUGCCCCCAGCCCAGGCGACUGGAACUGAAGCCAUGUCAACACCUACCCCCACCCCCGCUCCCAGGUUCUUUAUUGAGUCGGCCCGCUGGUACUCCUCCUCCGGAAGGCUAGACCUCACCUUGAGGGCCCUGCAGAGAGUGGCCUGGAUCAAUGGGAAGCAGGAAGAGGGGACCAAGCUGAGUAUGGAGGUGCUCCGGGCCAGUCUGCAGAAGGAGCUGACCAUGGGCAAAGGCCAGGCUUCCGCCUUGGAGUUGCUGCGCUGCCCCGCCCUUCGCCACCUCUUCCUCUGCCUCUCCAUGCUGUGGUUUGCCACUAGUUUUGCUUACUACGGGCUGGUCAUGGACCUACAGGGCUUUGGGGUCAGCCUCUACCUAAUCCAGGUGAUUUUUGGUGCUGUGGACCUGCCUGCCAAGCUUGUAGGCUUCCUUGUCAUCAACUCUCUGGGCCGCCGGCCUGCCCAGAUGGCCUCACUGCUGCUGGCAGGCAUCUGCAUCCUGGUGAAUGGGGUUGUACCCCAAGAUAAGUCCAUUGUCCGCACCUCCCUUGCUGUGCUGGGGAAAGGCUGCCUGGCAGCUUCUUUCAACUGCAUCUUCUUAUAUACUGGGGAGCUGUACCCCACAGUGAUCCGGCAGACGGGCAUGGGAAUGGGCAGCACCAUGGCCCGAGUGGGCAGCAUCGUGAGCCCACUGGUGGGCAUGACUGCUGAGCUCUACCCCUCCGUGCCUCUCUUCAUCUACGGCGCGGUCCCCGUGGCUGCCAGCGCUGUCACUGCCCUCCUGCCAGAGACCCUGGGCCAGCCACUGCCAGACACAGUGCAGGACAUGGAAAACAGGAGAAGAGGAAAGCCAAGGCGGCAGGAGCAAGAGCAGCAGAAGCAGAUGGUCCCGCUCCAGGCCUCAGCACAAGGAAAUGGACUCUAAGCACUGAGAAGGAGCCUUACAGAGCCAGAAAUGGAGUGAGGGUCCUACAGGUCCUGAGCCACCCACUCCGGGAAGGGAAAGGGAAAGCCCAAGGGUCCAGGCUGUGGUUCAAGAAAGCCCAUCUCAGGGCUCUCCCGCCCUGAGCAGACUCCACCAAGACCAGUUAUUAAAAGGUUUGUGUGCAGCAUCUCCUUUGUCUCUCUUGCCUCAAAUGCAGUAACCACUCCAAAUCAUCCAGUGGCCCAAAAGUUCACGCAGUCUCUGCCCUCAACCCCCAGGACUUUAUAAACCAUCCUGGAGAAGAUUCUCUUACCUGAGGCCCCUCCCGUGCCUCUACUCCCCAUCCUCUCCCCUCCUUCCCUCUCUACCCUAUUCAAGUAUUUCUGCGGGUUUUAAAUAUAUUAUGCCCCUCCCCCUCCCAGACUGGGAACUGACGAGGAUGAAAUGAAAGCAGCCAAUCAGAGACUUUGUUUCUGGCUCCUCCCCCUCCGUGAAGGCCAAUGGGAAUCUCCCGCAGCAAAGCGGGAUUAAAAGGACCACUGAGGCUCGACCUCAGGACAGUGGCCCCUGCUCCUCCAGAUUCCAGCAGGGUCCAAGCUCAAAACCCGCGGCCGCCUCCGCCUCCCGCCUCCCGCCUCCCGCUCCGCGGCUGGAGGUUCCGCCCACGCGCUACCCUGAGCCGUCGCACCAACCUCCCUCCACGGAUAUUCUCUGCCGUUCUGCCUCCUGCAGGCCCUGGGCUAUUAAAGAUGA